AUGUCGGAUGGCAGGCCACUGCCCUAUGCUUUCAAUCCCCUCCCAGUCAUCUCUGGAUCAGUAAGCUUCCGCCCGGUACUAGCUGAUUUACAAGGCCCUCCACCCGCCAUCUAAGAGGAAGGAGGCGGAGUAUUACUACUACUACUACUACUACUACUACUACUACUACUACUACUACUACUACUACUACUACUACUACUACUACUACUACUACUACUACUACUACUACUACUACUACUACUACGGAGAGAAAAACUUGACUACUACUACUACUACUACUACUACUACUACUACGGAGAGAAAAACUUGA
Messenger RNA from Spirometra erinaceieuropaei, 310 nucleotides. Lineage: Eukaryota; Metazoa; Platyhelminthes; Cestoda; Diphyllobothriidea; Diphyllobothriidae. The record is from the annotation of a GenBank genome assembly.